Molecule: messenger RNA, 1505 nt
Organism: Prorocentrum cordatum
Lineage: Eukaryota; Dinophyceae; Prorocentrales; Prorocentraceae
Source: the annotation of a GenBank genome assembly
GUGGUGGCAUACCAGGCGUAUGAGGAGUACCUCAAGCUCCAGCCGAUGGACCGCCCGAUGAUCCAGCCACGGCUGAAUUGGCAUGACGACGCCCGCUACCUGGCCUUGGCGACGCGAGCCACGAGCACGGUAGAGGUGCUGUUCGCGACGCUGGUGUGGGCAGGCCCAAGGACGCUGAAGGACAAGACUGACGUUUUGGAGGCCGUCGAGCGCCGGGGCAAGGGUCCCGUCGACGUCAAGCACGUGCAUUCGUGCUUGCAGCGCUGGCAAUUCGAUCUUCUUCGGCUCCAGCGGCUGCAAAUGCAGCCGCCCGAUCCCGUCGUGCAGCUGGCAACGCUUAGGACGAUGGUGGGCCGCAUGAUUGAGCAGUCCCACACCUUCGAGCAUGGCCUGAGCGGUGCGUCCACGGCGAGUCAGCGGCAAGUGGACGAAUACUGGAGGUACCUGUCUGCGGAGAGCCGUGAGAUUUCGGGCACGCCGCCCCCGCAGCCUUCGCAGGCCGCUGCCGGUGAUCGAGGUGUCCGUGCUCAGAUCGCUCGCCUGGAGGCCGCCCUGGCUAAGGCGACGGGCUCGGCGAGCCCCAAAGGCAACGGCAAGGACAAGAGCGGCAAGGGCAACGCAAGGGAGGACAAGAACAAAAGUGGCAAGCAAGAUGCACAUGCCGCCGCCGCCACGGGCCUCGAGCUGUGCCGGCACUUCGAGUCCGACAAGGGCUGCAGGAACGGAGGCCAGUGCACGCGCAAGCACCGCAAGUUGGAGCCCCACGAGAACAAGUGCUUCAAUUGCGGCAGCAAGCAGCACCCGAAGGCGGUCGCGCGCGCCAUGCAGAGCUUCGCCGCGCAGGCCGACAGCGGCUACCGGGCAGACUGGAGCGGCCAGGCAGGCGAUCCGUUCGCACCGCCCGACGCGCGUCCGCGGCCGCAGCAGCCGCAGCAGCCUGUCAUGCGCAUGCUGCGCUUAAAUCUCCAGGGAGCCACCGUCGCCGCGUCGCGCCAUGGACGCUUCAGGCCAGAGAUGCUGCUGUGCGAUUCGGGCGCUAGCCACGAGCUGCGGCACCUCUGGCCUGGCCAGGCCCCGCUGCCAGGCAGCGUGCCCAUCAAUCUAGGCCUUGCCGUGGGGCAGGCCUCUGGCGAGGUCUACAUGUCGGAGGACCAGGUGGUGUACGCCGUGUCGUCGACGUUGCUGCAGGCCUUGUUCCCCAUCUCCGUGUACGUCCACGAGCUGGAGGUGAGCAUGCUGUGGGGCCCUGCUCGGGCGGCCAUUUCGCUGCCCGGCGGCCGCGCCAUCGAGCUUGUCGUUGACCGCGACGGUUCGGUCUUCAUCUCGGAGGUGCAGGCCGAGACGCUCCGAGGCAUGCGCCGCCUGCGCCGCGCGCAGAUCGGCGCGUCCAGGUUUGUGGACUGUGUGCGGGCCGCGGUGGUGCAGCAGAGCCUGGAACAGCACCGCGCUGCUGGGCAUCCGCACUUCCGUCCUGAUUGCGCGGAGUGCCGUCUAGCCGCUGGCCG